GGAACCCUAACUCUCCAUCCUUUUUUUCUCCGGCUCCCGCCUCGGCGUCCAUAAAUCACGACAGGAAGCAGAGAUAUGCUUGUGCGUGUGCUUACGUCGAUUCACAAUAUGUGUUGAAGGUGGCUGGAUCUCUCCGUAACGGCAAUGGCGGGUCUAGGGGAAGCCCGAGAGCCUCAGUCUUGGCAAUGGAGGAGAUACCCAAUUUUUCUACCANUUCUAAUGUUGGUUCUCCUUAAAGGGAUUCACAUAGAUUCAUUUCCUACAUCAUCAGUGAGAGCAAUUGGACUAGCUGCUCGCAGUGCUCUUACACAUCAAUCAGAUAGCAUGGUUUAUGAUUCCAAAAUGUAGCGGGCAAUCUUUUGGAGAUUCUGCUUAGAAAAUAAAUGUAUAGCAGUUUCCUCCAUUUUUGAGAAGGAAGUUUAGAACAUGGAAGAUAAAGGGAAGGGCCAGAAGUUGUGUCGGGAGAAGACUCUCUGCCUAAGUUGAGGGAAAUGAGCACAUCAAGCUGGAGUAGAUCUGUUAACGAAGAGAAAGAGCUUGGCCUUGUCAGAUUGAGCUACCUUGAUUCCUAAUAACUGGGCAACCUAUCACAGGCCACUAUACAAGAUUUUGGAAUGCUUCCUCAAGGAUAAUUUGGCUGUACCCCAUCAAGAUUUUGGCAAUAGAACUACUGGUGUGGGAAAUUCACAGCUUUUGGCUCUCCCAAUAUAACUAACAAUAUGGAAACAUGGAUUUUUGACUGGGACGAUAGUUUGAGGAUGAGAAUGGUGGAAAAUUUUUCACUAGAAUGAAGGAUGAUUUUUUCAAUGGGGAAAGCAUGUGAAAGUCUCUGUGUCAUUUUUGAUGAGCAUAAACUUGGUGAUUCCUUUGGCCCCCAAUGAGAAAACUAGAGGUUCGGUUCGUUUUGCUCGUACUGCAAAAUUGAAUUUGCGAGGAGAGAUUGGUAGAAAAAACAGAGAAGCUGACGGACGUGCCAAAAGGAUGCCACAGGAUGAGUUUGAUGGAGAGGCUUUGGAGUAAUCCUCUAGGCGGCAACCCAAGGAAAUGCACACUGUUGGUUUUGACACAUUCAAGCGCCAGAAGCAGUAAUUUCUCCUAAGCUCCGUAGACUCUGUUGUGAGAAGUGAAUAUUGGUUAAGGGGCUGCCGUUGCUUUUGUUUGUGGAAAGUCUCUGCAACAACUUCCUCUAUGACCACAAACACUGAGCCGAAAGGCAAUGACGCCCAUAUCGUUUACAUGGGGCAUUCUUCCGGCGAGUCGAAAGCCACAAAAGCUGCCCAUGUAAAGCUCCUCGAGGACGUCCUUGGCAGCCCUUUGGCUGCGCGGGAAGCCAUGUUGUACUCUUACAAGCAUGGGUUUUCCGGCUUUGCCGCUCGGUUGACCGAGGCCCAGGCCGAGACUGUAGCCGCUAUGCCCGGAGUGGUAUAUGUGUCAAAGAGCCGGAAGCUCAAGUUGCAUACAACCAGAAGUUGGGAUUUUCUGGGGCUAUCACUUGGAGCCGGAGCUCAGCCACCCCAUUAUGGUAAAAUGGGGGAAGGGUCUAUCAUUGGACUUAUAGACACGGGAGUUUGGCCCGAGUCCCCAAGCUUCAAAGACGAGACAAUGGGCCCCGUGCCGAAGCACUGGAGGGGCAUAUGUCAGAGCGGGGUGCAGUUCAAUGCCUCGCAUUGCAACCGGAAGCUGAUCGGGGCCCGGUUUUUCGCCAAUGGAGCUGGGCCUGCUGCCCACUUUUACGGCAGUUUCUUAUCGCCGCGUGACUCCAUCGGUCAUGGGACCCACACGGCCGCCACUGCCGGGGGCUCCGUUGUCCCCGGUGUGAGCAAUGAGGGCCUCGCCCGAGGAGUGGCCCGUGGUGGUGCUACGCGGGCCUGCCUUGCCGUGUAUAAAGUUUGCUGGAUGGAGACAUGCGAUGAGUCGGAUAUCUUGAAGGCAUUCGACAUGGCGAUCCACGACGGGGUGGAUAUCAUCAGCAUCUCCAUCGGGCGACACUUCCCGCUAUUCCCCAACGGUGACCAUCACGAUUCCAUCUCGCUGGGAUCCUACCAUGCGGUCGCCCGUGGGAUCACGGUGGUCGCGUCUGCGGGGAACACGGGCCCCGAUUCAUACUCGGUCGUAAAUGUCGCCCCGUGGCUAAUCACCGUUGGGGCGUGCACUACCGACCGCCGAUUCUUGGCCGGUAUAACCCUCGGAGACAAUUCAACCUUCUGGGGGCAGUCUUGGUACACCGGCAAGGCCCUGGACGGCUUUCGGGAAAUCGUCUAUCCAGAAGCCACGGGCUUGGACAACAAUGCGUGCGGGGGAGGGAAUCUGGAUGGGAAAGUCACGGGAAAAAUUGUGCUGUGCUUCAGGACUGAUAAUGUCCAGAGUAUGCUAGCGGCAGCGAGUGCUGUGGCACAGGCAGGCGGAGUGGGUUUGAUAUACGCCCAACGCCGUGACGACAAUCAUGUCCCCUCCACCAUCCCGAGUAUCAAGGUUGAUAUGGAGGUUGGGACUCGCAUCCUCGCAUAUAUUAAGCAAUCAAGGACGCCCAUGUCCAAGGUGGGUGCACCUUCCAAUGUCAUCGGCGAGGUGGCCUCGCCAAGGGUGGCCCUUUUCUCGUCCAGGGGGCCUAAUUCAUUAUUUCCACAUAUUCUCAAGCCCGAUAUCGUGGCCCCAGGAGUUGAUAUAUUGGCGGCAUAUCCGUCGAUACAUGGAGUCCCAACCUACCAAAUUGAUUCGGGGACAUCCAUGUCCACACCCCAUGUAGCCGGGGUAGUGGCCCUCAUCAAGGCUGAGCACCCAGGUUGGUCACCUGGGGCCAUUCGCUCAGCGCUCGUAACCUCUGCAUGGUCAUCUCAAAGAGAUGGGGACGACAUUCGAGAUGGAGGGCACAUGGAUAAGGUUAGCAACUUGUUCGACAUUGGUGGCGGGUUUGUCAACCCGAUAGGGGCUCUUGACCCGGGUCUAGUGUAUAACACCACCAUGGAGGACUACCGUAUGGCGCCGACCAUGGACCACCUCAUCAACCUCCCAUACAUCAUCCUUCCGGACCUUGGUGCAAAAACAAUAACAGUGAUCCGGACAGUCACUAAUGUGGGUCCGAACACCUCCAUCUACGAGCAAACUACUUUGGCUCCUUUUGGAACAACAAUGAAAGUUGAACCGAAGACUUUGCUGUUCAAUGGCACAAAGACAGCAAAUUUUCAGGUAACGUUUACCCGAACCAUCAAGUUCCAAGGUGGAUUCAGCUUCGGAAGUCUUACUUGGAGUGAUGGACAUCGUCGUGUUCGAAUCCCUGUGGCUGUCCGUAUAAUUGAUUUUGGUGUGUUUGGUGAUGUAUAAUUGAGUUAGUUAAUUGUUUAUUAGCGCUAAUUUUGGGGUGGAAAUUGCUCUUAAAUCAUCAUUUUUUGCUCUUAAACCAACCACGAUAUUAUGUAAAUUAUUUUUAUCAGUCUAUUUGUCUAAUUUAACUUUUUCAAAGAAUUUACAUGAAUUUUAAUCAUCAUCAAUUAAUUACAUGUUACAUU
Molecule: messenger RNA, 3506 nt
Organism: Cuscuta campestris
Lineage: Eukaryota; Viridiplantae; Streptophyta; Magnoliopsida; Solanales; Convolvulaceae
Source: the annotation of a GenBank genome assembly